GCCGCCGUGCUCUUCAUCUGCGUGGCCGCGGCGCAGGUGAUGAUAGUCAUCCUGGGCCGGUACAUCCAGACGUCGAUAGACACGGCUUACCGCUGGGGUAACCCGAUGCUCUCUGCCCCCGGCUACCUGUUCGGCACCUACGCGGAAAAACCAGAGGACGUUGAAAGUCUGCUGCAGGAAGAUCUGGUGGCCGGCCAAGUAUUGGACUCGAUGGAGAGCGACACCGAUCUGACGAGCGCCCACGACCAGCUCUCCGACCUCCUGUACGUCGACAACAGCGACGCCUCGCCUACCGACUCGGACAGCUCGGACAGCGGCACCUCUACCGAUGGUGACGCCCUAGACGGCGACAGUCUGGACGGCACUUUCACCGACGGUGACGCCCCAGACGGCUACAGUCUGGACGGCACCUUCACCAACGGUGACACUCCAGACGGUGACAGUCUGGACGGCACCUUCACCGACGGUGACGCUCUGGACGGCCACCGUCUGGAGGACGACACCCCGGACAGCGACAGCCCGCACGUCAGCUCUCUGGACGGCGGUCUGGGGAGCGAGGGGCAGGGGCGCCCGGAGCGCCCCGAGCCUCUGGGGGACGGGGUGACGACCAUCCUGGGACCGAGCGCCACCGUCACCCCCGCGUCGACAGAAGUUGGGUGGCAGGGUAGCCCGGAGGCGGCCAGUGUCGGUGACGAUGGUGACGGGGUGGGAGACGAAGAGGACAGCGACACUCCCAGCGUAGACGAAGAGGGUAGUGAUACUCCCAGCGUAGACGAAGAGGGCAGCGACACUCCCAGCGUAGACGAAGAGGGCAGCGACACUCCCAGCGAUCAAGACUGGUCCUCAGUCGAGACUUCCGAAGACGAGCAGGAUUACGACGAAGAUGAAGAGGGAGAUGACGGGGACGGCGACGGCGGAGGCUUCUUCGGAAGGGUUGGCAGGUUUUUCCGGAGGAGAUCGGCGGGCAGCGCCAACGCCAGAAACGGCGACGAUGGUAGGGACCCCGGCGGCGACGACGACUGGUCAGAUGAAGCUGACAGAGACGGUGGAGCCGAUGACGAUGACGACGACGCCGGGGACUGGAGUCUCGGCGGGGGUGUCGAACACUUUGGUCAAAUGGUUGGAGACGGAGUGGCCGACGCCGCCGGCGGGGCCGCCGACUUCGUUGGUGGACUGUUCAGUCGAGGAAGGUCGGACUCGGCUGACGACGGUGACGACGAUGACGGCGGCGGUGGCGGCGCACCAGCGGCGAGCGAGCCGUGGACAGACCGGCGAGGAGCGCCACCAAGGGCGUGA
Messenger RNA from Pollicipes pollicipes, 1296 nucleotides. Its product is annotated as clumping factor A. Bases 40 to 1296 code for a protein of 418 amino acids. The record is from RefSeq and is a predicted model, not a curated record. Lineage: Eukaryota; Metazoa; Arthropoda; Thecostraca; Pollicipedomorpha; Pollicipedidae. The transcript has 4 exons.